Molecule: messenger RNA, 3979 nt
Organism: Helicoverpa zea (corn earworm)
Lineage: Eukaryota; Metazoa; Arthropoda; Insecta; Lepidoptera; Noctuidae
Exons: 8
Coding region: 216-3113 (965 amino acids)
Source: RefSeq, a predicted model, not a curated record
UAAAACGUCUAUGGUUUGUUGCGCGCGAAAAUUUGACUUUUAUAAUCUGUGCAGUGCAGUGUACUUUAUUUGUUGCAUGUUUUGAAAUUUGUUUGAUUCAAUUUGGAUUUUUUUGGUGUUUUAAUUGGACUUUAUUAUGGUGGUCUGGAUAGUUGGUGAAGGUGUGUCAAAAUGCUAAUAACUAUUGGGCCCAAGGCCCACCGACUUCAAAAGACAUGGUGACGUGCGACAACGCAAGCGCGCCUCUAGGCGGGUUCCGCCUGGGCCCGCGCGACGACGACGCGAGCCGACGUGCGCGCGCGCCGUCCGUCUCGUCGCUCUCCUACAAGCACAAAAUAGACGCCUUGUUCGACGACUCGCGCUCUGUAGCGAGCAACCAGUACGCGCCUGUGCAUCAUCUUGAAAGAGAUUCUAAGGUAAAUUCGACGCACGAAGGCAAAGUAACGAUCUACGAAGAUGACGACGGCUACUGUCAGAGCAAGAUUAGCAAUGCCAACAACACUGUGCAGGAUCGCAUAGAGCGCAUGUUCGCGGACAUGGCGGGCGAGUCCAAGCAGCUGGAGAGCAUCGGCGUGCACCUGUUCAACGUGCACUACCUCGGCUCCACGCCCCUGCACAGCAAGGUCACCUCCCUCUCCGGCCUACAGACACCCCUCAGGGACCUCUACUUCACCUACAGAAGAAAUUACCGCCAUAAAAACGGCCUCAAUGGGCGCCUAGAAAUAUCCAAAAGCGGACUCAAAGUCCGAUAUAAAGGAGACAAAGGCGAUCUAGAACAACUCAACCCAUUCCCCACCAUAGCAGUAUGGUCAGCCGUAAAGUUCGUCGUCCAACCCUCCGAGGAUGAUGACCACGAUCUAUGCUACGCCUUCCUGCCUCUUAUCACCGAUCCUGAUAACAUCGACCGACAAGCCCUUUUCAAAACUUUAGAGUCACCAGACAAAAAGUAUAUCCUCUCCCACAACGAAAACUCGCAUUCACCCCUUUUCGCUGUAGUGAUGAGGAAGAUCGGCGUCGCGAAGCAACUGGAGUGUCAUGGGUUUGUAUGUCAGACGACAGAGGACGCUAUCGUGAUAGCGGCCACGUUAUACAAAUCGCUGAUGGCGCACAUGAGCCGGCAGGGUCACAAUGACAAGAAGAAGCUGAAGAAUCGAAACGGAGUCAGCUGUAUGAGCGUUGGAAGCAGCAUGUCGCCAAACGAAAUACCUAUCAGGCCGCCGCGCAAGAAGAGAAGCACGUCUUCCAUGAGCGGCGACAGUGACCGAGCAGACGGGUUCUCUGCCUGCGAAUCCUUCUCGGAGAAACACAAGUUGGAAAGGACGAAGAAGAUCUCUUCAGAGAGCCUGCCGCGCCCUCCCCCACCUCCGUCGAUCCAUCCCGCCGAUGUUAAGAGAAUUACAGUUGAAGAAGUUAAAGCUAAACUGGAUUCCAUAAAAUAUAACGACACAAGUGGCAGCGAUACGCAGGGCUCUAAAAAGUCCAUGAAGAAACCUCAGAACCCUAGUCUCCGACAGAUACAGAAUCUGAAACACGUGCACAGUAGUGAAUCGUCCGUUCGAAGUAAGGUUUCCGAGAAAAUAGAACUGUUUAGAGAAUUGGAACGAAGGAAAAAUUUACAGAGACCACCGACUUUACCUCCUCCGAUACCUAUGAAGCCGCCUUCGGAAGCGCCGCCGGAGCCGCCCAAGGAGCCGUUGCGGAGAAGUCAGAGUGGACGCAAGUCGAUCAACGAAUCCGGCGACAUAUUGACAAAAGUGGCCAUUCCUCGCUCGGGUAGCUUCCUCAACGCGGGCGGUCUGACUAGGUACAAGUCGAUUGGACACAGAAAUAACGGUAAAAAGGGAGGAGGUUCACCGUUAGGGUUCAAUGAACUUUUUAAUGAAUUCAAAGUUCAGGAGAACUUGCAUUCGAUGGACGAGAUCCUGAACGCCAUAAUAGACGCCGAAGGGAUGUCCUUUAAUGAUCUGAAACCGAUUUACAAAGAAUUCCUACUGAAACUAGCUGUGACCUUGACGAAAGACGAAAUAUUUCAGCACAGCAAAGCGAUCAUGAAGAAACAGAAAAAGAAGAUUUUAAGAAGAAAUAGUAUGUUUCAAAAUAAGAGAAGAAAGAUACUAAAAGGCGCGAGCGGAUUACGAAUGGUCUUCAGGUUACCAUUCGGCAAAAAUGUGAAGAGUAAAGAGAGCAAAAACCCUGGAUCUUUAGACUUAGCUAAAGACCCCCUCUCCGAAAGUUCCGUAUCUACCUCUAGUUACGAUUUGCGGCAGUUUCGCCCCAAGGAGCCGAUUCUACCUCCUCCAAAGCGCCAGCCUUCAAGACAACGACAUUCCAAAAGAUCAGACAAGAUUGUCCAUGUUUCAAAAAGAACUGGAAAGUCUAGACAUGGGGAAAGGACGUCGACGUCAGAAGACUCAGACUUUCUUACCUUGAGUAAUAGGCUAGGAUGUCAGAAUAGGAAUAGUUCUAGCGGUUACGUGUCGUGUUCGGAAUGUGAGUCGGAGAGCUGUGUAGACCGAUGUUAUUGUUCUCUGAAGGGAGGGAGCAAAUCCAAAUGUUAUUGCUCCGUGAUGCCACCUGAAGAGUCUGCGAAGUCCAGGCUUUUGAGCAAAAGCAGAAGCUGUAAGGAAUGUGUAAAGGAAUGUUACGAAGGCGACUUCAGCUACUGCUCCUGUGACUCCGAGAGCUGCGCUGACAGUAACAAGUGUUACUGCCCCGGACCACGCAGAUUACAAGCAGCGCAGAGCAUGGAGUAUCUGCGCAGUCCAGUCAGCUCCUACUGCGAUAGGAUGCAGCCCGAAGACAAGAGUGGCAGAACCAGUAGAUGGGGCGGCAGCGCGGGUGGGCGGCGAAGACGCGCGCGCAGCUCGGAGGGCGUGGCGCUGGACUACGAGCUGCUGCUGCAGAACAAGCCGCGCUACAGGAACAUGCAGCGACUCACUGUCCGCAGCACGGGCGCGGGCUCGCACGAGGCGCUGUCGGUGAAGAAGUCGGCGGAGAUGGCGGCGCUGUUCGCGGACGUGCGCCUGUCGCAGCGCACCGACGUGCGCGCCAUGCGCCGCGCCGCGCUCACCAGGAAUGCCAGCCUUGAGGAUACGCUCGGGUACUUGCCUUAGAUAAUGUAGUUUUUGACAAAUAUCUUGUCAAACUCACGAGAAACGGCAGUCUUGAAGUAACGCUAGGGUAUUUGCCUUAGAUACAGGAUGUAGUUUUUGUCAAGUAUCUUGGUAGAGGGCGUAGUUUUGCCAUGCAAUCCUCACAAGAAAUGCCAGCCUCGAGGAUACGCUCGGGUAUUUACCCUAGAUAGAUGACGUGGCUUUUGUCAAGUAUCCAUCGUCGUACCUACUAUUGAUGCAGGUUUACCGCGACAACCUCACCAGGAACGCCAGCCUAGAAAACACGCUCGGGUACUUACCCUAGAUACGGAAUGUGGUUUUUGGCAAAUCACCUUGAUACGAAGAGUAUUUAUCAUAGUUAAGCACUGAUAAAUAAUUUGACACAGGAAGUAGUUUUUGUCAAAUAAUUUAAUACAGAACGUAGUUUUUGUCAAAUUAGAUUGAUAUGGUGCGCAGCUUUUGGCAAAUAAAUUGUUUUACAGGGCGUAGUUUUUGUCAAAUUACUUGAUACGGAAAGUAGUUUUUGGCAAAUUACUUUUGCCAUUUGUCAAUCAGUUGUUUAAUUUAUUUUUGACUAUUUUGCUGUCACUAGGCUACCAAUUUCGGUAAAACAAUGCGACAAGACUGCAGUAGAGUAUUACUAUUAAAAAAUCACGCAGGCUUCAAUGGUUUAGGGUCCAAUGACAUACAAAUUUUCGGGAUUUUUGUUAAAAUUACGUCCACUGUUCACAAGUAAGUUGCUAAAGGACAAUGCUCAUGAAGUAUGAGAAAAAAACCCAGGCCCGGCGCAAAAGAAAUGUAACUCAAAAUAUAGGUAAAAAUAAGUAAUUAAAUAUUACAUAGGGGGCAUUAUCGAAAUCAGUGGC